CUGAGAGGAAGAAGGGGACCUUCGUGUGAAGUGCGCGCUACGAACGUCAGUCACAUUGGAAGCAAAGCGCUCUCACCUCACCGAUACACGCGCAGGUCCGGUCACCGUCUGCAGUCUGUGCGUUAAGGCGCACAGCCAACACAGAACUUUACGCUCUCCCGGGAGGACCGUACCCCUUCUUCCUCUUUCCUCCGGCUCUCCCCGCUUGAUUGCACCUUGAGGCUUUCCGUAGGCCGUAUUUUUUUUUUAACUCUCACGCCCGGUUCUGCUGAGUUGUGGCCAGUUCGACCCAGAGCCCCGGGUCACCCAUGAGGCUGGAGGCCGCAGCCAGGAUGGAUCUGUUCAGGAAGCUGUGGAGGGCGAGGAAGCUGAUCCUUGUGGUGUUUAUCCCGCUGUCCCUGCUUCCCUUACCGCUUAUCCACCCUACCAGUGAGGCAUGUUGUGCAUAUGUGUUGAUGGUGACGGCCGUCUACUGGGUGUCUGAAGCAGUUCCUUUGGGUGCUGCUGCUCUAGUCCCAGCCUUCCUCUACCCGCUAUUUGGGGUGCUAAAGUCCAGCGAGGUGGCAGCAGAGUACUGCAAAGACACCACUCUGCUGCUGAUGGGGGUCAUCUGCCUGGCGGCCUCCAUAGAGAAGUGGAACUUGCACAAACGGAUUGCUUUACGCAUGGUCAUGAUUGCAGGGGCGAAGCCUGGCAUGUUGGUGCUGGGCUUCAUGUGCUGCACAGUAUUUCUCUCCAUGUGGCUCAGCAACACAUCCACCACAGCUAUGGUGAUGCCCAUAGCAGAGGCUGUCCUGCAGCAGCUGAUCUGCACCGGUCUGGCUGACAGUCAUGACGACUCUGAAACGGCAGAGGCGCCUGAGGAGGACAGCGCUGUUUCAGACAAAGAGGAGAACCUGGACAAGAACCAGUUAGAGCUGCUCUAUCGCAACAGCUGCAAUGACUACACUAAAAAGGAGCUCUCCACACUCAGUGAUACACAGACUGGUGAGGUCAACGGUUUGGGUCUCAAGCCCAUCUCAAACCAGGAGUUCAUAAGAAACACCAACGGGCACCUGCCGCAGGUUGCAAUUGAAAUCCCAAAUGUAAAGCGGGUGAAGAUGAGAAGAGACUCCCAGUAUCCCACCAAAAGGGAUCACAUGAUCUGUAAAUGCCUGUCGCUCAGCAUCACGUAUGCAGCGACCAUCGGAGGACUCAUCACCAUCACCGGCACGUCAACCAACCUCAUCUUUGCUGAGCAGUUUAACAAUCGUUAUCCGGAUGCAAAGGUGAUCAACUUUGGUACAUGGUUCAUCUUCAGCUUCCCCAUUGCCAUCAUCAUGCUGGUCCUCACCUGGCUGUGGCUGCACUUUCUCUUCCUCGGCUGCAACUUCAGAGAAACGUGCUCACUGAGUAAGAAACGCAAAACCAGGAGAGAGAUGCUGUCAGAGAGGAGGAUCCAUGAGGAGUAUGCAAAGCUGGGACCGAUCAGCUACCCAGAGGUGGUGACGGGUGUUUUCUUCGUCCUGAUGACUCUGCUGUGGUUCACCAGAGAGCCUGGCUUUGUGCCCGGCUGGACAUCGCUCUUUGAAAAGAAAGGCUACAGGACUGAUGCAACAGUGUCUGUUCUUCUGGGCUUCCUCCUCUUCCUCAUCCCUGCCAGGCGGCCCUUCUCUUCCUCCUCUUGCUGUAAAAACUCAGAUGAUGAGUCAGAGUCUGACCCCCUGGCUCCUAUGAUCACCUGGAAGGACUUCCAGAGACUCAUGCCAUGGGAGAUCGUCAUCCUGGUUGGAGGAGGCUAUGCACUGGCAGCUGGCUGCAAGGUGUCAGGGCUGUCAGUGUGGAUUGGCAGACAGCUGGAGCCCAUGAGUGGUCUUCCUCCCUGGGCGGUCACCCUGCUUGCCUGCCUGCUGGUGUCCGCAGUCACCGAGUUCGCCUCCAACCCAGCAACUCUUACUGUCUUCCUGCCCAUCCUGUCAGCGCUGUCGGAGACUCUGCUCAUCAACCCCCUCCACACUUUGAUCCCUUCCACCAUGUGCGUGUCAUUUGGGGUCAUGCUUCCAGUGGGGAACCCCCCCAACGCCAUCGUCUUCAGUUACGGCCACGUGCAGAUCAGGGACAUGGUUAAAGCAGGUUUUGGUGUGAAUCUGAUUGGCGUGGCGGUUGUGAUGUUGGCCAUCACCACCUGGGGGGUUCCCCUCUUCAAUCUGACUGAGUUCCCAGUCUGGGCGGUGGCCAGGAAUGGCACUGGGAGCUUAUAACCAACAGUGGGCUGGGAGCUGGUGGUACAAAGAGGGGAUGAACUCAAAGAUAGGAGAGGAAGAGACUGAAGAGACUGUCAAGAGUGCUCAGAAUUAUACUGAUUAAACUGGCCUUAAAGGAGGAACAUGGAUGUGGUGAGAAGAAGAGGAAGAACCAUCACCAGCUGCUUAGAUAUAAAAUUAUGUCUCGGCCAAAUUGGGGUGUUACGAGGAAUGUUAAAGUGGCCAUUGGGGGGGUUAACUCUGAACUCCAGCUGAAACCUUUUUCUUCUUUUAAACCUCUUAAUGCAUUAAUGCGGUGAUCAAGAACUGAUUUUAUUUUUUUUAAUAUAAUAGAAAAAAAUUACAAGUGAAGGUUUUAGAGUAUACCCCCGUUUUUAGACAAAUAAGCUACAUAUGGCCACUGCAACUAGAUCGCACACAUUUCGGCAUUUCUGGAAAAUCUCAGUUUCUGUUUUGUCUUUUGUGGACGAGAAAGAUGUGGCUGCUGCAUUAAAGCAAGAUGAAUGCAUGAAAAGAGAAGUCCACCUUGGCUGCAGGUGUACUGUAUACAUACAGCUACUGUACUUUUUGUCGGAGACGACGGGCCUUUCUUACACAUUUCAAACACAUUCCUACCAAAGCUGCUUUUGUGUCCUUAGAUGCUGUGAAAAUGAUUCUUGUUGCUACAUUUUAUUUCAGCACACUGCAGUGCCUUUACAACGAUAAUGCCUUAAAUUCUAACAGUGUUAAUGUCUUACUGUUAUCUCAAAGCAUGUGGUUGCAGUCGAUUAGUCAGUUUUGCUUAGGAAAUUUCAUAAAAUGAGUGACGUGAGCCUGGCAGCCAUAAUAAGAGCUGGCUAAAUGGUAAAUGCUAAAUAAAGGAACUCCUUUUAUUACCUGCAUUAGCAUAUGAUGCACUGGAACGUCCAUUAUGAAAAGGGGACAAUGCUUGGAAAUGCUCUCUAGGCUUGUUUGACCGGGGCUUAAGAUGGCCUUUUUGCGAUCCUUUUUUUUUUUUUUUUUUUUUUUUU
Molecule: messenger RNA, 3253 nt
Organism: Archocentrus centrarchus (flier cichlid)
Lineage: Eukaryota; Metazoa; Chordata; Actinopteri; Cichliformes; Cichlidae
Gene: slc13a4
Product: solute carrier family 13 member 4
Exons: 16
Coding region: 309-2240 (643 amino acids)
Biological process (GO): transmembrane transport
Cellular component (GO): plasma membrane
Molecular function (GO): transmembrane transporter activity
Source: RefSeq, a predicted model, not a curated record